Molecule: messenger RNA, 2052 nt
Organism: Trypanosoma cruzi
Lineage: Eukaryota; Euglenozoa; Kinetoplastea; Trypanosomatida; Trypanosomatidae
Exons: 1
Coding region: 1-2052 (683 amino acids)
Biological process (GO): microtubule nucleation; meiotic cell cycle; spindle assembly
Cellular component (GO): centrosome; equatorial microtubule organizing center; gamma-tubulin complex
Molecular function (GO): microtubule minus-end binding; gamma-tubulin binding
Source: RefSeq, a predicted model, not a curated record
AUGGAGGAGCUGCAAUGCAGCCUCCUUGGGUUUUCGUCCACGUCUUUUCCCCUCGCUGCUUGUGCGACACGGCGGAGUUGUGGAGGUACUGGCGGAACGCAGACAUCCGCUGUUUUGUCGCAGCUGCAUCUAUCGGAGCGUGCGUUGGUUGAAGACGCUUUACCGCUUGGGGCAAUGUGCCGCGCCUUGCGCAGUGUGGCAACGGACAUUGCAGUGGGCCGUACCGAAGGACUGUAUCUCUCGGCCAUUGGAGCUGCCAUCACAGGGAUACUGGAGCACUAUGAGAAGGCAGUCCAGAAUGCAACCACAGCAACUGCUGUUGCUGGACUUCGCCCUGUGUACUUCCCUGCCUUCACACUCCUGACGGAGAUGAUAGAUCAGCAGAAGAGUACAGAUGCUAUUCUCUCUACCAUCCGAUCUUUUGUGUUGAAUCGGGAGAUUCCACAGGAGUUUAGGGUGUGUCUUGGAGAAUCUGUGUGGAUGGGUCUUCUUUACACGAUUGCACACUACAUUGCCCAUGGUGUCGUAUUGCAUGGUCGGAAGGACUUCUUUAUAUCUGUACGGUCUAAGGGAGGAAAGGAGGAUCACACAUUGCACACUGAUCUUCUCCCGCAUGGAGUUUCAGUGGAGCUUGGCAUGCUGAUUCUAUCCGUUGGCAAAGAGCGACGUGUGGUGCUUAGUGAAUCCGAGAGUCACGGCAGGGAAUACCUUGAACAACUAGCGUUAGGGGCACAUGACGAGACGGCAAAUACCGUUUUCAAGGCAAUCUACAACUCAUCGCUUUGUGCUGGUGGCUUUUUGGCGGCUGACGAGUUGGAGACACGUAUUGAGGCAGCUCGGGCUCUGUGGUCAAAGACACUUUGGCUGAAAGUAGGUGAACAGGCAGUCUUGCAUGAAAAUCUUGUUGCUUUGCGUGCGGUAUUUUUGUGUCACCGGGGGGAUCUCUGGCAUGCCUUUGUGGAGUCUGCUUUCCCAGGUCUUGUCGACAGUGCGGUGCACAAGACCAUCUUGAAGGAAGCCGCUAUUGGACGGGUGGUGGCGGAUGCCUUUGUGCAUGCAUUGAGUGUAUCUGGCUUGGGUGACGCACCUAUUUAUGAGAGAUUUAGUAUGUUUAUUGUCCUUCCACUGGAAAUUGGUGAUAGCAAAUUACGUUCGAUUGAGGAGACUGCGCGGACUAUUCUUGGAUACAUGCGAGGUCUUGGGCUUCACUACGUCAUGCCUCGGGGACUUCACUUGGUGUUGUCGACAAAGGCAUUGGAAUACUAUCAAAGGAUUUUUUCUUUUCACAUUGCCAGCCGGUUUUCACUGCAUGCGCUGCACAACGUUAGACAUGUUUUUUCAGGAGCUUUUGUGACGAAUAAGCAACCAUCAGCCGAGCUCCGUCGCACCUUUUCGUUGAUGCAACUGCUGUUGUUCCUUCACACCACAUUAGGCUACCACAUGCAGGUGGAUGUAAUUCUACUGCAAACCGCAGAGCUUGAAAAGGCAAUGGAGAAAUGCAGAAGUGUACAGGACGCAAAAAAGUGCCUUGAUCGUUACGUUUGGCACGUUGCAGAGGGAUCUUUCAUAACGGAGGGUUCAGGUCCUCUUCUAUUGGCUUGUGAGUCUCUCUUCCAGUGCUCCAUCGCUCUCUACGUCCUUUGCACGCGCUACCGCUUGACAUCGUGGGCGGUGGACGGAGUGCAGAUUCCCCUCGAGGUCUCUGCAGCGCUGGCCGCGUUGGAGACACGAGUGCACCAAGAUGUCGUGGCGGCCUUCACUGGCCAUCUUUCGGGCUCCGCAACACGUGCGACGGAGCGGGCCUUGUGGACUAGGCUUGAUUUUAAUCGUUUUCUCUCCGCUGGUGUGCGUUUUAAUAAUAGAAAGACGGAGUUUCCACAGCCCACUGCAGCGAAGACGAGAGCGGUUUCAGGGGUGCGAGCAGCAUCAGCAGCAGCCCAAGCAACGAUUAGGGGAGGAGUGGCUUCGGCACACGAUGCGCCUGCGAGCCGCAGACGUAUGGAUCUGCUGCCACGCGCCGCCCCCUCCACGUCGAAUUCUACACGUGGGUGA